ACGCGCACCCUCUGAGAUAUUCGUGUGUCUUUCGGUCUUCGAAAAUUCAUGAAAUAAUUCUGUUCUACAGAGCUUAUCAUUAAUUCAUGACGAACUUCUUUAAAUUCAAUUACAAAUCACAGUCAAUUUCUAAAUUUUUUUGUGGAAUCUAAUUUUCUUUUCAUUUUUUUUUCACUAUUUCGACGACUGGACGAGCAAUUUGUGUUAAACCGGGACUGAUUAAUGAGUACUUAAACUACUGACGAGGAAUCAGCGAAGAUACUAACGAUAAAUACAUUCUAAAAGAAAUGCAAAUCACUGCUACAACACAAAUAAUAUAAUAUAUCCUGCGCUUUAUUAAAAAAAAAAAACUAUUUUGUUUCUCUGCUUCUUUAGAUAAGAACUGCAUAUUAAUGUAUUAAUAGCGUCAAUAAAACAAUCUUGUUUUAACAUAAAUUUUUAUGUAUUAUCUUCUCAUAAAGAAAUAUUAGGUUUCUGAAUACGUGAAAGAGAGGUGAAACGACUAAUGAAUCCAGAGAAAACAAACGCAUUCUUUUUGCAAAAGAGAGAAAAGCAAAGAUAAUUUAUAAUUUACUUAUCUAUUUUUUUAUUUGGAAAGAAAUGGCGAGGAAAAUAAAGCGAUGAACAAAAAGAAAUGGAAGACAGAAGAACUUAUUUACAGUACACUGCACUCUAUUGAUUACGUGACAAAUACCGGAAUAAGAAUGUAGAGACUGAGCAAAAAUGAACUGUUAAAAGAAAAAUGGAUCUGGAUGUUAACGGCAACAACAACAUCCAAGAAUUCUGUGAUAAUCAGUACAAACAUUUCGUUGCACCAUAUGGAGAAUUCUGGUGCAAUCCAGUAUGGGACUCGUUGCUCUGUUGGCCGCCGACAAAAGCUUCUACCACAGCAAAACAACGAUGCCCUUUUGUGGACGGAUUUGAUACGACUAAAUCCGUGGAAAAGAAAUGCGGCUACAAUGGACAUUGGGAAUCGCAGAAUGGCACAAGCACAAAAGAGUAUUUAUCCAUCGGUUGGGCGAACUAUACUACUUGCUUACCGCCAGAAAUGCUGCGGCUUCACUACAGGGUCUACAACAAUAAUGUCGAGGGCGAGAUGAAAAUGGAAAUAGCUGAGAAGACUCGUACUUUGGAGUUUGUUGGACUUAGUAUUUCCCUGGUGGCCCUGCUUGCUUCCUUGCUGAUCUUCUGUAGAUUUAGGUCAUUACGGAACACAAGGACUAGAAUCCACAAGAAUCUCUUCUCUGCUAUGGUCGUGCAGGUGCUAAUCAGGUUAAUGUUGUACAUAGACAUUGCAAUUUUUCGAAGGAAGCCGCACGGCGUACAACGAGGAAUAGGAAAUACCCCAAUACUAUGCGAAGCCGCUUACGUGCUGCUGGAAUACGUCAAGACCGCGAUGUUUAUGUGGAUGUUCAUAGAGGGUUUGUUCCUGCAUAACAUGGUGACUGUGACGGUCUUCCAAGAGACAUCUUAUUAUCGAAUAUAUCGAUUUAUUGGAUGGGGAUGCCCAGCGCUGAUGACUUUGGUUUGGGCUAUUAUUAUGGCGUUUUAUUAUCAUCCGAAAUCAAAAUUUAUCAGGUGCUGGUCAGGAUACAACUUAUCGUCCUACUUUUGGAUCCUUGAGGGGCCCAGAUUCGCGGUUAUAUUGCUCAAUUUCUUGUUUCUGCUGAACAUUAUAAGAGUGCUUGUAGCGAAGCUACGGCAAAGUCACACAAGCGAAAUUAAACAAGUUCUAAAAGCCGUGAGAGCAGCCGUGGUACUUCUACCUUUAUUAGGCAUCACUAAUGUUCUCUUUAUGAUUGAGGCUCCCUUGGAUAACGUGAACAAGUUUGCAGUGUGGUCGUAUUCGACGCAUUUUCUGCGAUCAUUUCAGGGUCUCUUUAUCGCGACCCUUUAUUGUUUCCUUAAUGGCGAGGUAAGACUUGUUUUGGAUAAAACUAUUGCCGUUUAUCUCUCUCUGAGAGGAGGCGACCUGCAGAAUAAAAGACAGUCGACUUUUAAUAGUUGUCAGCCUCAUCAAAUAACUUCAAUGGUGAUCGAGAUGGAAGAGGCAGAAACGAGAUCUGCCGGAUUAGCAAGGCUUUGCUGUCGCGGCGGAAACACCCUAUCAAAUCCGGAUCAAUCUAUCGAAACACAAGGACAAAGAGAUGGAAAGAUUGAAUGCGCAUUUCCUCGAGGUCAGUCAUCUAACAAUUGCGCGAAUUCUUCAGCAUUAUCUGAAUAAGAUAAACUUGGCGUCGCGACGCUACCGCGUCGCUUGACCUUAGAAUUGGGGAGCUGCUGAUGUCACGUUCGGAUUUCCGGGCAAAGGAAAUAAAUUUGUAUUCAUCGCAGAUCGAAACAAUGUGCAUCACACAUUGCAGUGAUUGGUAUUUUCUUGUAAGAAUUUGUCUAUACAUUGAAAAGGAAGUUUGAUAUUCAACAAGUAACGGGACUCUCAGUAUAAAGAAAUGCAAAUUCUAAGGCCUAAAUUCUUUCUCGUUAUUUAAGCCGAUGGUGCUCAAAUUUUCUCAAGUGAAUGAUGAUAUCAAAUGGAUGAGCGUGUUUAAAAAGCUUCUUUGUGAUAAUUAAAAUAAUGCAAUGUUUUGGAAAAACUUAAUAAAAAAUAUUAAUAUUGUUUAUAUUGCUAGAUAUUUAUUACACUAUCUUUAAAAUAUUUAGAGAAAAGAAAAUGGUCUAUCAAUAUGUUAUAUUGAUAGACUCCAUUUAAUUUUAACAAUGUUACUUUCUGUAUCAUUACAGAGACAAUUAUAAAAUAAGUCAUAGUUUAGGCAUCACUGAUAUAAAAACUAUAUUUUAAAU
Molecule: messenger RNA, 2802 nt
Organism: Formica exsecta
Lineage: Eukaryota; Metazoa; Arthropoda; Insecta; Hymenoptera; Formicidae
Gene: Pdfr
Product: PDF receptor
Exons: 16
Coding region: 743-2224 (493 amino acids)
Biological process (GO): adenylate cyclase-modulating G protein-coupled receptor signaling pathway; cell surface receptor signaling pathway
Cellular component (GO): plasma membrane
Molecular function (GO): G protein-coupled peptide receptor activity
Source: RefSeq, a predicted model, not a curated record